AUGUCGACUUGGAGCAGCUUGUCCCAGACACCCAAACCGGCUUCAGGCGAUGAAACUUCAGAUUCGGCACAAAAGAUUGUCGCCGAGACUCAUAAAUUGAACAUUAGUGGGAAUCAAUCGAAGCAGAGGUCCACUACUUCAGCCCCUGUUCAACCCCAACGACCAGUCUCUAAAUUGGAGCAGUCAGAUCCAAGAGAGUUCCAAAUCAAUCAAUUGAGGCGGCGCUACCGCCCACAGGAAGUAAAUGAUAGUCGAGGUUCUACUUUGACGUUUGGGCUGGUACCUUCUGAUCCAGACUUCCCAUUUGAGCUUGAGAGGCUUCAAUGUGUCCUCCAUGUUCCUACUUCGUAUCCCAAGGUGCGGCCCACACUUGCAAUCACAAAUUCUGAAAUGGAAGCUGCAUACCAAGCAAACGUGGUCCGAGGCUUUGAUGAAAUUGUCGAUUUCACUUACCGCACCAAUGGACGGGGAACCCUACUGGGAUGGCUCAAUAGUUUGGACAAAAGACUUGAACCAUUGCUCACAUCUCUGGAUCGUGGACCAACGCUGAAGUUCUUUGCAAAUGUCGGUGAUGGCUCCGCAGCCAAAGAAUCCACCAAGAUUCCGGAAAAGGCCAUUAGCCAGUUGAGCUCGGCUCAAGCUCCUAUUCCAAGACCUAUUGCAUCUGCUAAGCCAGUCCAACCACGGGUUGUCGUACCCAGACACACAGCUGAAGCAAAGGCUACAGCUGAGAAGAGACGAGCUGCCGAAACAAAGCAGCUGGAAGCGCGUCUUGGCAGACUUCCAAUGUUCCAAAAGUUACAAGAUGGCAAGGCUUAUGCCAUUCCCAUCCAGCCAAUCAAAAAGGACCGUCUGCCUCGAUCGCUCCAAGCACUCAAAACUGUGAAGUUAAUUGUGCCACAGCUCUACCCUCUCGAGCACAGCUCAAUUAAGCUGCAGGGAGUUGAAGGCCCAGAAGUGAAAGCCACGGAACUGGGAUUCACUCAGUGGGUUGAACAAACUUCCCAGCUGAGCUUGGUGUCUCAGGUCAACUACCUGGCGAGCAACAUUCAUAAAUUCGCUGAAACACCUUUACCAGAAGAGCAGGAGACUGCCGGGGUCGUGCCUCCUAGUGUUGAAGUGGACGAGUAUGAGGUAGAAGAGGAGCCCGCGAAUCCACCGGUUGCACCCUCAACCCAGGAUGCUGAUGACCGCCCACAUCUUGUUGUCAUCCCUCGGCCACCUGAAUGGUCAGUUCCCGAUUCCCACAGUGGUGCCGAGGGAACAUCAGACGAGUCGAGCUACGAUGAAGAUGAGUAUUCAGAUUCAGAGGGUGACGAAGAAGGCGGCGCGCCCGUUCCGGCAUCAGUGGAUAACAACGCGCCUGGACGCGGCGUCGCGCUUUCAUUCCCAUUCCUGGAGCUCUACGGUAUUGAGCUGCUUGAGCUCACAUGUCUCAAUAUCACCGUCAAAUGCGAAAGGUGUAAGGUGUCGGCCGACAUUAAAAAUGUGCCACAGGUCACCGAUGAGAAGGGCAUGAUGCCAAAGAUGGAGUCGUGCAAAAAGUGUGCUAACAAUAUGAGCGUUGCCUUCCGGAAACAGUUGAUGCACUCUCAUGCUAACCGUGCUGGCUACCUCGAUCUGGACGGCUGUACAAUCGGAGACAUGCUUCUUAGUGACUUCAUUCCAACAUGUUCUGAGUGCUCGACUGCCCAUCCGGCACCGGGUGUACCUGCAGUUCGAGGCGAGAGCGCCAUGUCUAUUUGUCGCCAAUGUCAUCGCAAGAUGGUCUUCAAGAUUCCUGAAGUCAAAUUCCUUUUGGUGGGAAGUGCAGCAUUCACUGCUCGUGGAGCUCUGCCCCUCAAAAGAAAGUCUCGGGAAGUCCUCGGAAUUGUCGCUGGACAAGAGCUUCCACGCCGUGGUCGUUGCCAGCACUAUUCCAAGAGCCAGCGCUGGUUCAGAUUCAGCUGCUGCUCAAAGGUGUUUCCUUGCGAUAAAUGCCACGAUGCAGAGACUGAUCACCCGAAUGAACAUGCGAACCGCAUGAUCUGUGGCUACUGUUCACGGGAGCAAAUCUACAGACCUGAGAACUGCGGUAUCUGCAAAGCGGUCCUCAUCGGGAAGGCAGGUAGUGGGUUCUGGGAGGGCGGAAAGGGAACGAGAAAUCGAGCUUUGAUGAGCCGGAAAGAUCCGAGGAAGUACAAGCGACGUGGAGGAAAUGCUCCCACUUCGAGCUCCUCGAAGCGGAAGUAG
This is a messenger RNA of Penicillium paradoxum, 2232 nucleotides long. RefSeq names its product CHY zinc finger protein. The coding region runs from base 1 to 2232 and encodes 743 amino acids. The record is from RefSeq and is a predicted model, not a curated record. The transcript has 10 exons. Lineage: Eukaryota; Fungi; Ascomycota; Eurotiomycetes; Eurotiales; Aspergillaceae. Gene Ontology annotation, molecular function: zinc ion binding.